This is a messenger RNA of Pelagomonas calceolata, 2613 nucleotides long. The record is from the annotation of a GenBank genome assembly. NCBI's taxonomy places the organism in Eukaryota, Pelagophyceae, Pelagomonadales, Pelagomonadaceae.
CUUGCCAAAGCUGUGGGCACCACGAGACGCGCUGCGCGCUGGAGUGCUGGCAUCGUUACUUAUAGCUCUCAUAGCUACGCAGCGACAGCUUCGUUUCGUAGAAACGGCUGGCGACGUCGCGGCGUCGUGAAACAGCACGUGACCAGAGAGCGGCGGAGGUCAGGAGAGUUUCAGGCGCCGACGCGAACAUAUAAAAAAAAAACACCAUGGCCCUGCGCCAAAGCAACGGCGCGCCCUCCGUCGAGCAGCAACCUAGAUACUUGGCCGAGGCCUCGCGCCGCGUGCAAGAGCAGGGCUUCUACGCGAAGAAGGCGUGUGGCGCGCGAGACUUACCUGGCGCAUUAAGGCAUUCGUCCGACAUGCUUCGAGAACUACGAACUUCUCUACUCACACCGAGGAACUACUACGAGCUCUACAUGAAAGUGUGCGACGAACUACGACACCUCGACCAGUUCUUCCAGCAGUUAGUAGCGGACGGGACACCCGCGGCCGAUAUCUACGAGCGCGCCCAGGCCUGCGGCGACGUGUUACCGAGAUUGUACCUACUCAUCACGGCAGGAGCGGUAUACGUGAAAACCAUGCAAGCGCCGGCUAGGGACAUACUCCACGACUUAGUGGAGAUGGCCAAGGGCGUGCAGCACCCCAUGCGCGGGCUGUUCCUGAGGCAUUAUCUCGCGCAAGCUUGUAAGGACGCCCUACCGGAUACGGGUUCGAAAUUUGAAGGAGACGGCGGGGAUGUUAGUCAUGCGGUCGACUUUAUUUUGCGCAACUUCGGCGAGACUAAUAGGUUGUGGGUGAGGAUGCAGAACCAGGGCCCCGCGUCUCAGAAGAAGAGGAGGGAGGAAGAGCGCAAACAGCUCAAGAUAUUGGUCGGGACGAAUCUAGUACGAUUAAGUCAGCUAGAAGGUGUUGAUGAGAGUAGAUACGCCUCCGAUGUGUUACCACCACUGUUAGAACAAGUCGUGAACUGCCGGGACGCCAUCGCGCAGCCUUAUCUGUUGGAUUGCAUCAUUAACGUUUUUCCGGACGAGUUCCACCUCGCGACACUCGAUAGUUUUUUGACGUGCUGCACGCAAUUGAGAGAUAAGGUCUGCGUCCGAUCCAUACUGGAGGCGAUGAUGCGUAGAUUAGCUAAUGGUGCUCGGCAAGAGGAUAGUGAGGUGCUCGGGCCGCCCGGGGCGUUCGACGCCUUUGACGCGUGUGCGUCUCGCUUAGUAGAGGAGAAGAAGGAGGCUCUGAAAGUAGCGGAUUUGAUCCAACUGCGAGCGGCUCUCCUAGAGUUCGCCGUCGAGUGCUAUCCCGGCGAGCUCGAGUACGUCCAAAGGUGCCUAGCUCAGACGUCGGCCGCUAUUAUGAAUGAUGUCGUUGGCGACGACGCCAUGGAGUUGGAAACGUUGCUGUUGGCACCGGUCUCGUCACAACAGAUGACCCUCGCGUCUUUACUGACAUUAGAUGAUAUUGCGCCGUUGACGAGGCGAUUACCUAUUGAACAAAGGAAGAAUGUUGCCAGGAGGUGUUUGCGUCGAGUGUUGGAUGGUGACGACGCGUUGGACUCACCAGAAGCCGUCGUCAAGCUCUGCGCGAUCCUCGAACCUUUAUUAUGUGGCGACGACUCUAGUAUGAAUGACGAAGCCCUGGAGAAGGAGCAAACUUCUGUAGCAUCGUUAGCUCAUCUGUGUCGUUCAGAAUCGACGGAUGAUGUGUUCCGGGUGCUGGGCACGCUGAGGAGAGCAUUGGGCAAGGGCGGGUCGCGAAGGACAGCUUAUACACUACCAGCAUUAGCGUACCGAGGUUUAGAAUUAGCAAGGGUGGCGAACGGGCCCGAGUUUUCGGCAAGGAAGGUCUUCCAGUUCGUCCACGAGACGGCGACGGCGCUGGCUGGCGUGGCGCCCGCUCGCGCUCUACGUGUUUUCUUAGCAGCAGCCUUGGAGGCCGACGCCCAAUGCCUAGGCGCGAUCUCUUAUGAAUUUGUCUCCCAAGCGUUCAUCUUGUACGAGGACGAGUUGCCAGACUCCAAAGCGCAAGUCAAAGCCUUAAGGAGCAUGGUCGGGACGCUCCUCGCGGCGGAGAACUGCGACGCCGCGGACUACGACGCCUUAGCUGCGAAAGCUACUCAAUACGCGGCGAAGCUGUUUCGGAAGCCGGACCAGUGUCGGAUGGUCGCGGCGUGCUCGCAUCUGUUCUGGCCUCCACAACGCGUCGAGGCGGUCGAGGCGCCGCCGCCCGCCCCUGCCGCUGAGGACGACGACGCGGCGACGGUCGAGGACGCGCCGCCGCCGCCGCCCGCGCCGAAAAAGGAGGGCCGCAAGCGCGACCCCAAGCGCGUCCUCGAGUGCCUCCAGCGGUCCCUCAAGACGGCCGACGCCUGCAUGACGAGCGCGCAGCCGCCCAUUUCUUUGUUCGUCGAGAUCCUGGACCACUACCUGGCUCACUUAGAAGCGGGAAAUCCAUUGAUCACGCCCAAGUACAUCGCGGGCCUCGUGGCGCUGAUCACGGAGCACGUCGAGACGAUGGAGGCCGGCGAGGCGCGGGAAGCCGUCGAGCGGCACUACGCGAACACGCGCGCGCUCAUCAAGGCGCGGGGGGUCAUCGAGCUGGACUAAGGGUUGGUAC